UCCUGCCGGAAGUAGGAAGAAGAAGAAAUUGAGUGGUUGCCCCCGUCAGGGGAUUUGGCGAGCUGGGUUAACCUGAAGGUUGCGGGUAAUUGUCGCUCGAAGCCUCCGAGUUGCGCGGGUGGAUAUAAUUCCUGGCUUUGCGAGAAGCUAGAGCGCGCGGGGAGGUGUGUUUCUAGUUUCCUGAAACUGGCCAUGUAAGCAGAUACUCAUUUGAAUGAAUGAAUGAAAUUUCAUUUCACGGCCAAUGCCAUGGCAGAUCUGGUGUCUGUCCACCACUCUGAUGUAUAAACAAGCAUAACUCUUCCAGGUGUAUCCUGUGCCUUACCAGAUCGGGGGCUCUGAGUCCAGUUCUGUUGUCUCCCACUUAAUCAAACAGACACCAUGGAGGCACCUCCAGUCACCAUGAUGCCCGUCACUGGGGGCACCAUUAACAUGAUGGAGUACUUGUUGCAGGGAAGUGUUUUAGAUCACAGUUUGGAAAGCCUUAUCCACCGCCUUCGUGGUUUGUGUGACAACAUGGAACCUGAGACUUUCCUUGACCAUGAGAUGGUGUUCCUCCUUAAGGGCCAGCAGGCCAGCCCAUUUGUUCUGAGGGCUCGGCGCUCUAUGGACAGGGCAGGGGCACCCUGGCAUCUACGCUACCUAGGACAGCCAGAAAUGGGAGACAAGAACCGCCAUGCCCUAGUGAGAAACUGCGUGGACAUUGCCACAUCUGAGAACCUCACUGACUUCUUGAUGGAAAUGGGCUUCCGCAUGGACCAUGAGUUUGUUGCCAAGGGACACUUGUUUCGUAAGGGCAUCAUGAAGAUUAUGGUGUACAAGAUUUUCCGCAUCCUAGUCCCAGGGAACACAGAUAGUACUGAGGCCUUGUCACUCUCCUAUCUUGUAGAAUUAAGUGUUGUUGCACCAGCUGGCCAGGACAUGGUCUCUGAUGACAUGAGGAACUUUGCUGAGCAGCUGAAACCUCUAGUUCACUUAGAGAAAAUAGACCCCAAGAGGCUCAUGUGACUAAGAAGGUCUGUGCAUCUUUGGGGCCUGUCCUCACCUAUUAGAAAAAGAUGUUUUAAAUGCUCCAUUUCACCACUGCCAGCCAGGUAGUCUUCCUUCAGGAAGAAGGACAGUGAGGAUUUAGUUGGUUCUUUGCACUGUUUUCCUCAGGUGGUGAUUUCACUUUCAUGACAGCCUUUAUAUAAUAAAUUAAAGGCUCAGGAUAACAUGGAAAAUCCAUCUAAUCCUUCUGAAUGAAGAGGAGAAACUGGAAUAAAUUAGCUUUUGGAAAGAAAAAUCUGUUUCACCAUGUGUGUAUAAGAUUGAUAAUGUAGAGGCUGUGAGCUUGUGUUAUUUGGAAAUAAAGGCUAUGAAAAGAAA
Molecule: messenger RNA, 1368 nt
Organism: Lemur catta (Ring-tailed lemur)
Lineage: Eukaryota; Metazoa; Chordata; Mammalia; Primates; Lemuridae
Gene: MED18
Product: mediator complex subunit 18
Exons: 3
Coding region: 382-1008 (208 amino acids)
Biological process (GO): termination of RNA polymerase II transcription; regulation of transcription by RNA polymerase II
Cellular component (GO): core mediator complex; mediator complex
Molecular function (GO): transcription coregulator activity
Source: RefSeq, a predicted model, not a curated record